AUGGAAUACCAGCGUGGGCUCACACCAUGUAAUCAACGAACCGGCCCGGAAUCCCAAAAGAUCACAUCGCCGUCAGUGACUGGUGACGAGUUUCUCGAGAAAUACACUCAUUUGCAAGUCAAUUUGGUUUUCACGAGAGACCCAACUGAAUCUCUCGUUUAUGAUGUUCUACGAGUGAAUGUGCUGCACUGUGCCUACCUGAUGAGCCCCAAGAAGGGCGAAACCGGUGGUGGGCUGUCGAAGAGUUUUCAGCAACCUUUUUGCGUUUUGUUACAGUGGGACUUGUCUGAGUUGACUCUAUUGUUGAACACUUUGUGCCUCAUGGUUACCACUUACUUGAUUCUUCCCAUCCGCGAGUGUGACCAAGGGCCCUUUGAUCCUAUGGUGCUACCUGAUGCUACGUGGGCGAGAUGGUCCAAGUGGUUAGAGCGCGAAUUUACUGACCGGAAGGUCCGUGGUUCGAAUCCGACCUCUGCCACUCGACUCCCCCUGGCUUGGGCAACCUGGUAG
This is a messenger RNA of Opisthorchis viverrini, 510 nucleotides long. RefSeq lists its product as hypothetical. The record is from RefSeq and is a predicted model, not a curated record. The coding region runs from base 1 to 510 and encodes 169 amino acids. The transcript has 4 exons. NCBI's taxonomy places the organism in Eukaryota, Metazoa, Platyhelminthes, Trematoda, Opisthorchiida, Opisthorchiidae.